UUUAUGCUCUGCAAGAUAAAACUGCCACUUAGAGCCCAGGAGCGCUAAACCUUCCUGGGCUGGCCUGGGGGCUCGAGCAGAGCUAUGGGUUUCCUGGCCCUACAGCUGUGCGCGCUCUCCUGCCUGGUGGCUCCCUGGGUUUCUGGCAGCCCCAUCAUGAGCCUGGAGCAGUCGCCUCUGGAAGAAGAUAUGCCACUCUUUGACGAUGUCUUCUCGGAGCAAGAUGGUGUCGACUUCAACAGCCUGCUCCAGAGCAUGAAGAACGAGUUUCUCAAGACAUUGAACCUGUCUGACAUCCCGAUGCAGGACUCAGCCAAGGUCGACCCCCCCGAGUACAUGCUGGAACUCUACAAUAAAUUUGCCACAGAUCGGACCUCCAUGCCCUCUGCCAACAUCAUUAGGAGUUUCAAGAAUGAAGAUCUGUAUUCCCAACCUGUCAGUUUUAAUGGGCUCCGAAAAUACCCUCUCCUCUUCAAUGUGUCCAUCCCUCACCAUGAAGAGGUCACCAUGGCUGAACUCAGGUUGUACACCCUGGUGCAAAGAGAUCGCCUGAUGUAUGAAGGCGUGGACCGGAAGAUUACCAUUUUUGAAGUACUCGAGAGCCAAGGGGACCAUGAGGGUGAAAGAAGCCUGCUGGUCUUGGUGUCAGGGGAGAUCUAUGGAACCAACAGUGAGUGGGAGACUUUUGAUGUCACGGAUGCCAUCAGGCGUUGGCAAAAUUCAGGGUCAUCCACCCACCAGCUGGAGGUGCACAUCGAGAGCAGGCAGGGAAUGGAGGAUGCUGGCAGGGGACAACUGGAAAUAGACAUCAGUGCCCGGAAUAAGCAUGAACCUUUGCUUGUUGUGUUUUCCGAUGAUCAAAGCAGUGAGAAGGAGCGGAAGGAGGAACUGAGUGAGAUGAUCGCCCAUGAGCAAUUUCCAGAACUGGACAACCUGGGUCUGGGUGGUUAUUCCAGCGGACCUGGAGAAGAGGCUUUGCUACAGAUGAGGUCAAACAUCAUCUACGACUCCACAGCCCGUAUCAGAAGGAAUGCAAAGGGCAACUACUGCAAGAGGACCCCGCUCUACAUCGACUUCAAGGAGAUUGGCUGGGACUCUUGGAUCAUUGCCCCACCCGGCUACGAAGCCUAUGAAUGCCGUGGUGUUUGCAACUACCCCCUGGCAGAACAUCUCACCCCCACGAAGCAUGCAAUUAUCCAGGCCUUGGUCCACCUCAAGAAUUCCCAGAAGGCUUCCAAAGCCUGCUGCGUGCCCACCAAGCUGGAGCCCAUCUCCAUCCUCUACUUAGACAAAGGUGUCGUCACCUACAAGUUUAAAUAUGAAGGCAUGGCCGUCUCUGAAUGUGGCUGUAGAUAGAAGAGGAAUCCUUUGGCUUAUUUAAUAACUGUAAAUGUGUAUAUUUUGUGCUCCUAUUUAAUGAGAUUAUUUAAUAAGAGUGUACAGAUCAUAGAGGCUUGCUGCCUUAGGGAACGUGACAGGAAGGUUUGUCAUAGGAAAUGCAUACUCUACAGUCUAGUCCCUUCCAAUCUGUUUCUCUCUGGACUUGCCAUUUCCUGGCAAUGCCAUCUUCAACAGCAAGCCCACACUCCUUGCCCUCUAUGUCAUCUUGAAAGCAACACCCCUAAACAGAAAUACAGUGUCGAGAGGUAGAUAUUUCUAGAUGUAUUUGUGUACAUAGAUCAACUCAUAACACCCUUUUGGUUCCAUAGGGGCAGAGUUCACGCACACGUGCAUGACCCAGUCAAAUGCGUUUGUGUUGAAACCCACUGGUACGUUCCCAGUCACCUCUUCUCUGAGUAGGAUUUACAUCAAGAUCAAUUGCCCCCGGAAUUUAACCAUCCUAGGAUGUAUUGCAUUUCCCAGGUACUAUUGGAAAUGUAGAUGUAGCCUUUGUCAGUUGAGUUUCUGCCAUUAUUCAGAGCAGCAGGGCCUGGUAAAGGAGGCGGCAUGGUUUGGGAAGGGCUUCUUGGAUUCAGAAACCAAAUGGCCUCAAGAAGCAGUUGCCUCAACGGACAACAGCAAAGAGUGAGCCCAGGCGGGAGCAAGGUGCUCUAGAGGGCAGUGCCUGGUCAAGAAAGGAAACCAGGGGGGACUUUAGGCUGACAUUGGUUCCCGAGGCAAUAGAAAGCAAGGCCAUGUGGGUGGGCCUUUAUGGCUGCAGAGGGUAACGGGGGUGGGAAGGGGCAGAGGAUAGAGAUGCUAACCUAGGAUGUGUUUGUAAAAUUCUAAGCAGUUCUAACUGGAGAGUUAAAUAUUUUGGACACAAUAAAAUUAUCACAGCCCAAGAGGAGGAAAACCAGAAGGCAUCUGUUUGUUGGACUCUUCACUUCGUACUCUUUUUCUUCAAGUCUUCAUAUUUCUCCUUUGCCUCUGAACCUCUGCCCUGCUUACUUCCACCUUUCCCCUUCCCUCUCUUUUUUCCCCCAGCACCUUGUAUCCGUCUCUCAUUCCCAUAUCUCCUGUCUUCCCUGGUCUUCCUUGCUCCUCCCUGGAAAGCAUUUUCUCUUAGGACAAAAGGAGUUAGUGCUCUAAUUUCUAGAAUUCCCCCUGAAGGUUGAUUGCUAUUAUCUUUUUAUAUUAGCAAUUUAGUUGAUUGCUAAUAUCCUUUAUAAAAUGUUUUGUUUGUGAGGAAUUCUUAAGAAUUCUGUACAAAAGAGAAUCAGAGUCAAAAUGAAUGCACUUGGAUUAAUGAAUUAAUAAAUAGAUACACAAAAAAAUGACUUGAAAGCUAAGCCCACAUUUGGAAAUCAGAUUGGCCCCAUGGUAGGAAACCUGUAGCCUUCCCAUCCUUCCCACUCUGUAGUCUUUCCAUUUGGAAAGUGUCCAGGACUAAGGGACUGUGAAAUAUACCUGAUGAGCAAAGUCCAGGCAUCUGCCCAGCAACUGGCCAGUUGGAAGGAUGCUGAGACUCUGGCUCUGUCCCAGUGCCAACCCCCCACCCCACCCCCACUCCCAGCCCAGGCGGGACUGAAAGCAUUGCUCAGGGAGGACCAGGGCAAAGGGUUUCUUAAACUGUUCUGACACCUCCAGGCAGAUGACACAAAUGGUCCAAGCUAGUGGGGAAUGUGGUUUCAGGUACAUUGACCCCACCACCACCACCACUGAGUGCUGCAAUUUUUUUCUCUUUACCCCAGGAAAUCAUCAGCCUCUCUUUUGCAAACCUCUGGGGUCAUAAAUACAUCUUGCACUAGAAAAUAGGGGAAAGGGAAGCUAUUUUGAAAGACAUUUGGCCCAGUGUGGACCUCAGCUCUGCUCAUCUAUUGUUUGCUGGUGAAUAUCAUUGCCCCUAGAAGAGUGGUAUUUUGGCCAUCAGUAUAUAGAGAGGGACUGACAAUUUGAGAUAGUCAUGCAACUCAGAAUCAUUCAUUCAUAGAAUACCCUCCAUAGAAAAUGGCGUGUGUGUGUGUGUGUGUGUGUGUGUGUGUGUGUGUGUGUGUGUAACUGGUUUUAUAGAGCCACGCUUAGUGGUCCUCGGUGGAAUGUGGUACAACUUUUAUAUCCAUAUACUCACCAUAUACUCACUUGCUCUACAGUACUCAUCUUUUCUAAAAGACACUGUAAGAGACAGCCAGUAAGACCUUGGUGGAGAGGGAUUGGUCUAGUUAGAUUAAAAAAAUCAAACAAACUUUUUCUUAAUAUGUAAAAUAUUUAAGACAGUGGUAGAUUGGUGAACUCUUUAUAACCAGCAAUGAUGGGGUAGGGGAGAGCUCUGACUUGUGGGUUUAUAUGAUGUGAACACCCUCUCCAUGGCCCAUUUUAAGCUACCAAUGGGAUGUCAGCCAGCUAGAAAAAUUCCCAAAAACGUAACAGUAGCCAUGCCUGCCAGCUCCUAUACCCGCCUGCUAAUAGCACACUGAUAUUAGCACCCUAAAGGCUCUGCUUUCUACACGCCCUCGGCUUGGUCCUGCCAGGUUCCUGGAGAAGCCUUGUCUUGAGCCCUUAUAAUCACCCUUCCAUUAAAGAGACGUGAAAAUCUCGGCUGUUGGCAACCAGAGUGCCCAUCCAGAUGCUUCUCCUUUUACCACGGUCCAGGUGUAAACAUGCAUUUCUAAGACUGCCUUCCACCCUAUGGGAAGAGAGUGCAGAAAGCCCCUUGUUGGUUAUUUAAAUGUUGCUGGGGCAUUCUUUUUCUGGCUUUCUUCUCAUCAAAAAAUGAAAACACACCAAAUAAUAGCUGACCCUUCCCAGCUCCCCCAGGCCUCCUGAAGCAUGCCUGCAACUCCCCAAAUCACUGAAUUAAUACCAAGCCAGGAAAGCGUCAGAUCCUUAGGAAAGUAGAAUUCACUACUGGGUUCUCUGGCUAUAGACCUUUGCUAUAUCCCACACCAGCUUUUUUUUUGACACUUUUCUGGCUGAAUUAAUUAUCACUGAAGUUGAUAAAUAGUAAUGACUCGAGGAGAAGGCUCUGUGAGGGACUUUGGCAGCCAACAACCAAAAUAUUCAUGUACAAGUUUCUAGGUUUCCUACUAUUUAUUGAUGGAUAUAUUUAUUUUUUGUAAUAUAGUGUAGAAUACCAAAUAUUUUAUUUUUUAUGUUUGUGAUUCCCUCUCGGAUCAAAGAGUCUUUUGUGCUUUUCCAAGCGUAUCUUCCCCUGAGAAGGACUCUUUUUACAACGUAUGGCCUAUAUUUUCUUCUCUCUUGGCCUCAACAUUUCCUGGUAGCUUGAGAAGCCUUGCUAUAAGCUUGCCGUGACUUUGUAUAUUUGUAUCUUGUAGGCAUGCUGUGAGCCCCUCGGCAUAUUUAACGAUUUGUAAAUAGAAUGGUUUUCACUCCAGCGUAGGUGUUCCAGAAAAGAAUCAACCAAUGAAUGUCAUUCCGAUGAGCUGACAUUGUCAUUUUACGGUGAGAGGCAAAUGUUAGGCUGUGAGGAACUGUGACUGCUGCUCAGUGAAUGGAGACAAUAUUUAAUUGGGGCCUUUCUGCUCCCACACUGGGUGCCCCCCACAACUGACUGUAUCCAUCACCUUCACUAACCCACCAAUUCAGAGACCUGAUUGGACAAAUCCAUUUGUCAUUUUCUCCCCCCUGUCUUUUUUAAGGCUGCACCUAUGGCAUGUGGGAUUUCCUGGGCUAGGGGUCCAAGCAGAGCUAUAGCUGCUGGCCUACCCCACAGCCACAGCAAUGCCAAAUCCAAGCUAUGUCUGCAACCUACACCACAGCUCACGGCAACGCCGGAUCCUUAACCCACUGAGCGAGGCCAGGGAUGGAACCCGUGUCUUCAUGGAUGCUAGUCAGAUUUGUUUCCACUGAGCCACGAUGGGAAGUCUGACAAAUCCAUUUGUAAUUGGAUCAAUGACUCUAUAAAUGUGAAAAAUCUUAAUUUAGUGAUUUCCCCAAAGAAUCUGCCUCAAAGUACUUACUUCUUUCCCUGUGCAUAUUUUUUUUGUCAGGGAAAUUCAUGGUAAAUAUUUUCCCCAGAACUGCUAGUAAAUAUUUUAGUAUUCUUUGGAAUCUUUUUUAAGGAAAAGAUAUCUUCAUUGAAAGGAGUUUUACAUUUGACUUCUUACUGGACACAUCCACUGACCAUCAAGUUCAGCAGUGUUUUAGCAAAGCCAUUUGCAAUUUGUCUGUAACAUUGAGGGGAUGUUGCCCUUUUUAAAGACUGUGCAUCUUUUUGUAGCGUCAUCGUGGGUUCUACUUAACCCUUUUCUGAUCUGGUAAAAAAAAAAAAAAAAAAAAAAAAAAGCAAUGUUUCUGUGACUUUGUGCAUUUUCUUGCCUCCAACGAGGACAUUUGGUUUCACACAUUAGAUGAGAGGAAAGUAGAUAACACUGUGUAAGAACAGCAUAAAAGGGUGUUUCUGGAUGUGGAAAUGUAUCCAUAAAUUAAUAACCCCAUCAAGGAAUGACCAUUUGUUGUGAGCAGCAUGUUUCUGUCACACACAUGAGCACUAGUUUUGUGAGUGUCUGGCCUGAUCGCAGUGGGGAUGCAGACAAGCUCGUGCCCACCUAACAAGCCUCCGCAAAUGUAGAACAUUUAACUAAUCCCAGGGUCACACCGGCUCAGCUGAAGCAUGUUCAUGUUCUCAUGUAAAACUGUGUCCAAAGUUACAUAGUAACUAUUUGACUGAAGUUGGAAAUAAGUAUUUCACACUGUGGUCAUAGGCAACCUGUGUACAUUCAGAAUCAUCUUGUUAAAUAAAAUGGAAAAAUUAUU
Messenger RNA from Sus scrofa (pig), 6156 nucleotides. RefSeq names its product bone morphogenetic protein 10 (gene BMP10). Gene Ontology annotation, cellular component: extracellular region. Lineage: Eukaryota; Metazoa; Chordata; Mammalia; Artiodactyla; Suidae. Gene Ontology annotation, biological process: BMP signaling pathway. Gene Ontology annotation, molecular function: cytokine activity; growth factor activity. The record is from RefSeq and is a predicted model, not a curated record.